Lepisosteus oculatus (spotted gar) is the source of this 2412-nucleotide messenger RNA. Its product is annotated as gamma-secretase subunit APH-1A-like. NCBI's taxonomy places the organism in Eukaryota, Metazoa, Chordata, Actinopteri, Semionotiformes, Lepisosteidae. Gene Ontology annotation, molecular function: protein-macromolecule adaptor activity. The record is from RefSeq and is a predicted model, not a curated record. Gene Ontology annotation, biological process: Notch receptor processing; protein processing; positive regulation of catalytic activity. Gene Ontology annotation, cellular component: membrane; gamma-secretase complex; endoplasmic reticulum.
GACGGACGUUUCUGCGGGAAUUCUGUAGGAUGGUGUUUUCUGUUGGACUGUGUUUGUGUUUGCUUGGACGUACUGCCCAGCAGCUCUGUGUACUUACGGGCUGCUGGGUUCAUGUUCUUCACUGUUUCCCAGUGAGGCUGAGAGUGGGUGGGUUUAUCCUGUAAGUGACUGGAGGUGAGAGGCUGGAGCGACGUGGGUUGGUAUGUUAGAGACUGUGUCGACAAACACUGAUGGAUAUGCUGAGACUGAGUGACACACUGUCUAAUAGUGAUUAGCUGGCUGUGAGUGAUGACAUUAAGUGAUUGACAAGCUGAAUGAAGGUUUGAAACACCGAUUGGCUGACACUGAGUGAUUGAGAGUCUGGGUGACGCACUGAUUGGCCGACACUAAGUGAUUGACGGCCUGAAACACCAAUGGGCUAACACUGAGUGGCUGAGGGUCUGACUGACACACUGAUUGGCUGACACUGAGUGAUUGACAGUGGUGCAGACUGGCAGACAGUGGCGCUCAGAGUGACCAGCACUGACCCUGACAGAUGAACUGUGCGUUGUACAUGCAACUACACAACACUUCUAGCUUCACACUCGUUAAGAGACCACAUUUUUGGCACUUUCUUUGCACUGUCUAGUAUUAGGGAACACUUACCAUCGUCUGUCUCUGUAUUUAAUCUGUAUUUUUCAUGUGGAAACUGCUGUCUUUUUCCAAGGGGAAUGGCUAGACAUCCCCUUCCAUUUAAACCUACACAUGAAAAUAAAUAAAGCAUUUGUGUAGCAGUUUCAGUGUAGCUGUUUUAUUGCACAGAGUCAGUAUUGAGAACUGAGUGCAUCUUUUCUGAACCUCUACAAAUCCUACCGAGUUGCACUGACGGGUAACCUAAAUUAACUUGAAAAACUACAGCUCCCAUGAGGACCUUGGAUGACACCAGGAAGCGGAUGCUAAGGUUCUAUAUCCCGCCUCCUCUCGUCUUUCUACUGGGCCAUGAAUUCCCAGCACUCACGCCGGAUGGAGCAGCGCGAUUGGCCGGGAUCGCCCAAGGGGCGUGGCCCUGGCUCUUCCGGAUACAAGGGCUGGACGAGCGAAGUCAUGUGGUUUUCUGGAGGGUUAUUUAAAAUGGCUGAGGAAGUGUCUGGGGGGGGAAAAACUCCAUUUAAAAAAAUAAAUAAAACCGUAACGCUCCAGGAAGCCGUUUUGUCCUGAGGAAGACGCUCGGAGGGAUGGGGGCUGCCGUGUUUCUCGGCUGCGUCUUCACCGCCUUCGGGCCGAGUUUCGCCCUGUUCGUGUUCACGGUGGGCGCCGAUCCGCUGCGGGUCAUCGCGCUGGUCGCGGGUAUGUUUUUUUGGCUCCUCUCUGUGCUCCUGUCCUCGGCGCUGUGGUUCACCGCAGUGCAGCUGACUGACCAGGGCGACCCCAAGCUGCAGUACCUCCUCCUCGCCACAGGGGCGGCGCUGUCCGUGCUGCUGCAGGAGCUCUCCCGCCUGACCUGCUACGUGCUGCUCAAGAAGGCGGGGGAGGGCCUGGCUGCCUCCCGACGGGGGGACCAGCGCCCCCUCUCUCCGCAGCAGACGGCGUACGUGUGCGGCCUGUCCUUCGGGAUGGCCAGCGGCGCCUUCUCCCUGGCCGGUGUGCUGGCGGCCAGCCUGGGGCCGGGCGUGCCGGGAAUCCAUGGAGACUCGGCGCACUUCUUCAUGGUGUCGGCGCUGCAGGCCCUGUGCGCGCCCCUCCUGCAUGCCUGCUGGGCCGUGGUGCUGGCCGAGGCCUGGGAGCGGCGCCGGCCCGGGGCGGGGCUGGGCGUGGUCGCCGCGCACCUGCUGGCCAGCGGGCUGAGCUUCCUGAACCCGCGGUACGAGUACAGCCUCCCUCUGCUGUCCGUCCUGACGGUGGCCAUGGCGGCGUGGGUGUGGCUGACAGUGGGCGGGGCCUGGCGCCAUCGAGGUGAGCGCUCAGUGAGGGACCAGGCAGUUCUGUACUCUGCCAUCCUGAAUGCUGUGGACCACUGAUGCAAUACCAACAGCAGCCUGAAAGGGGGCGCCACUGAGACACGUCCAACUGUGUGUGUGUGUGUGAGGGAUACCAGCCUGUGGUAGAGAACAGCAAGAGAACUGGAGAACAGAUGGGUUUGUUCAGGAAAAAUGCCCUUCCCUUCCUCUCUCUUGUCGUGUCUGGUUGCCUCUGUAUUUAUAUUUGAACCCUGGGGUGCGCUGACCUCAGUGGGAGGGGGGGGUUGGGCAAGGACUGACUUGUUUCCAUGGAAACUCCAGGCUGUGUCCUGGAUCCCUGAACCUGUGUGUGACGUGGGAUAAUUCUGUGAAAUGCCACCUAAUACAUACGUGAAUAAAAAUGGAAUAUAAGAAGAGCUGAGUUCCUGCUGAUUAAUCCACCUGUGAAUUACUGUAACAAUCAGUUGAAUCUGAG